Molecule: messenger RNA, 369 nt
Organism: Purpureocillium lilacinum
Lineage: Eukaryota; Fungi; Ascomycota; Sordariomycetes; Hypocreales; Ophiocordycipitaceae
Source: RefSeq, a predicted model, not a curated record
AUGUACGGCUCAGUCAUCAAGUCCACCGCCAUCGCCUUCGCCCUCGCUGCCACCGUCAGCGCUGCUCCCCCGCCCUAUCCCAACAAGUGCGGCGACAUGGUCUGCCCGACCGACAAGCCGCUCUGCUGCGGCGUCUACUACAAUGGCGGCGUCGGCCUCGAAUGCAUGUCUGGCACGACCUGCCCCCCUAUCCAGUAUCCCACCACUACCACGACUACCACGACUCCCGCCAGCACCCCCACCACUACGACUCCCGUGACUACUCCCACCUUUGGGCCCAAGUGCGGCGAUUCGUUCUUCUGCAAGCCCGGCCAGGUCUGCUGCACUCUUUAUACAUGCGCCGACAGCCAGGAGCAGUGCCCCAAGUAA